This is a messenger RNA of Sciurus carolinensis (gray squirrel), 4876 nucleotides long. RefSeq names its product transmembrane protein 132C (gene Tmem132c). The record is from RefSeq and is a predicted model, not a curated record. Lineage: Eukaryota; Metazoa; Chordata; Mammalia; Rodentia; Sciuridae.
AGCGCGAGCAGCCGCGGAAGCCGGAGCGCCGCGGCGCGGACGCCGAGAAGCAGCCGGACGGACACCGCGGCUGCCGGGGUGGCCCCCGGCAUGGGGCAACCGGCGGGGGCCGCGGGCGGGCGCUGCGCCCCGGGCUGGCAGCGGGCGGCGUGAGCGGCAGCGAGCAGGAUGCGCUCCGAGGGCGCGGCCCCCGGGCCGGCGGCGCCGCUGUGCGGGGCGCUGAGCCUGGUGCUGAGCGCGCUUCUCGGCAAAGUGAUAGAGGGUCACGGGGUCGCAGACAGCAUUCCGAGAUUCUCCUCCACGCCGCCUUACCUGCCUGUGAGCUACCGUAUCCUCAGAGCGGAGAGCUCCUUCUUCCUGAAGGAGGCCAGCCAGGACCCGCUGGGCAACGGCAGCCUGCAGUCCCGGGCGGAGUCCUUCUUCAUGUACAAAGCCAAGCAGCCCCCGGUGCUGAGCGCCAGCUGCGGGCCUUACUCUGCAGAGAAGGUUGUGCCUCUGGACUUCAUGUCGACCUCAAAUUUGUUAGGCCCAACCAAUAAGUUUACUUUCGGCUGGAAACUGAAGGCCCACGUCCUGCGGGAGAAGAUCUACCCGAGCCGGCCCAAGGUGCAGAUCCUCUUCCACGUCGUGGGCAGAGACUGGGACGACCACAGGGCCGCGGAGAGGCUGCCCUGCCUGCGGGUCUUCGCCUUCCGGGAGACGCGGGAGGUGCGGGGCGGCUGCCGGCUGGGCGGGGACCUGGGGCUGUGCGUGGCCGAGCUGGAGCUCCCGGCCGGCUGGUUCAGCCCCCCGACGGCGGUGGGCCGGCGGAAGCCCCUGGAGCAGCCCGCGGGGAGCCCCGUGGAGCUCUACUACGCCGUGCAGCCGGGGGCCGAGCGCGUGGACUGCGCCUGGGGCGACGUCAGGAAGGGCAACGCCAUUCGCCCAGGGAAGGGCGGCCUGCAGGAGGCCACCUCGCAGCUGCAGAGGAUCGGUACCGUGGGCCUGUACCGCACCCAGGACAGCGCCCAGCUCCGCGAGCUGCACCUGGACACCAACGUGGUCAUCUGGCUGCCCUCCCGGCCUGUCAAGCAGGGAGACGUGGUCACCGCCUAUGUCACUCUCUCCAGCAACUCUACCGUAGAUCGCUUCGUCCUGAGGGCCAAGGUGAAGAAGGGGGUGAACAUCCUGAGCGCCUGGACCAGCGAGCCCCGGCAGUGGGACGUGAAGCAGGAGGUGGGGAACGGCGGGAAGCACGCCACCGCCACCGUGGCCUGCCAGCGCCUGGGCUCGCGCAACAGAAGCAGCAGCAACUUCAGCGAGGUUGUGCAGAUGAACUUCGAAAUCGCCAGCUUCAGCAGCCUCUCGGGGACGCAGCCCAUCACGUGGCAGGUGGAAUACCCGCGGAAGGGGACCAGCGACGUGGUGCUAUCGGAGAUCUUCAUCAGCCAGAAGGACCUGGUGGGCAUCGUGCCGCUGGCCAUGGACACUGAGAUCCUGAACACAGCCAUCCUCACGGUAAAGACAGUGGCCAUGCCCCUCAGGCUGGUCUCCGUGGAAGAGAACGGCGCGGUGGCCAACGUCUCGGAGUUGGUGGAGUGCAAGUCUGCGGACGAGGGUGUCAUCAAAGUGUCCGACCACUGCGACUACGUCUUCGUCAAUGGCAAAGAGACAAAGGGCAGGAUGGAGGCCGUGGUGAAUUUCACCUACCAGUACCUGAGCGCCCCGCUGCACAUCACCGUGUGGGUGCCCCGGCUGCCCCUGCAGAUCGAGGUCUCUGACACUGAGCUCAGCCAGAUUAAGGGCUGGAGGGUCCCCAUCGUGGCCAGCAAGAGGGCCACGCGGGAGAGCGAGGACGAAGAGGAGGAGGAGCGCCGGGGCCGCGGCUGCACCCUGCAGUUCAAGCACGCCACUGUGCGGGUCCUCAUCCAGUUUGUGUCCGAGGGCUCCGGGCCCUGGGGCCAGCCCAGCCACCUGCUGGACCCCGGCUGGCAGCUGGACAUCACCCACCUGGUGGUGGACUUCAUGAAGCUGGAGGCACCUCACAUCGCCUCGCUCCAGGAUGGCAGGAUCCUGGUCAGGCGGGAGGUGGGAAUGACCACCAUCCAGGUGCUGUCCCCACUGUCGGACUCCAUCCUGGCGGAGAAAACGGUCACCGUGCUAGAAGACAAAGUGUCAGUGAUGGACUUGGCCAUCCAACUGGUGGCCGGGCUGUCCGUCAGCCUCCACCCCAGUGCAGAGCACAGCAAGGCCGUUACCGCUGUGGCCACGGCCGAGGAGCUACUUCGCACCCCCAAACAGGAAGCCGUGGUCAGCACGUGGCUGCAGUUCAGCGACGGCUCGGCGACCCCCCUGGACGUCUAUGACACCCAGGACUUCUCCCUGGCCGCCAGCUCCCUGGACGAGGCCGUGGUGUCUGUCGCCCCCGCCCGCUCUCCCAGGUGGCCCACCGUGGUGGCCGAAGGGGAAGGGCAGGGCCCACUGGUCCGAGUGGACAUGACCAUCGCGGAGGCCUGCCAAAAAUCCAAACGCAAGAGCGUCCUGGCCGUGGGCUUCGGCAACGUCAGGGUCAAGUUUGGACGGAACGACGCCGACCCCAGCCCCACCGGAGACGCGGAGGAGGAGGAGACCAAGAACCACGCCAGCCACCGUCGGAAGGGCCAGGACGAGAGUCCCGGCCAGGAUGGGCCGUCCCCUGAGCGCGAGGAAGGGGCCCUGCGGAGGGCCACCACGAGGGCCAGGUCGCCGCUGGACGGCAGGGCGGUGAAGAGCCGCUGGCUGGACGGGGGCGCGCGGCCCGGGGAGGCGCCGCUGCAGAACAUCCCCCUCGACUUCACCAACUUCCCGGCCCAGCUGGGCCUCCCCGGGGCAGGCGCGGGGCUGGAGGGGAACGGCCUGCUGCAGGCGCCCCGGGGCCUGAGCGACCUGGAGAUCGGCAUGUACGCCCUGCUGGGCGUCUUCUGCCUGGCCAUCCUGGUCUUCCUGAUCAACUGCGCCACCUUCGCCCUCAAGUACAGGCACAAGCAAGUGCCCCCCGAGGGCCAGGCCUCCGUGACCCACUCCCACGACUGGGUGUGGCUGGGCACUGGGGCGGAGCUCCUGGGGAGCCUGGGGGACCCCGCGCCGCCCCCGGAGGAGCACACCACCGUCAUCGACCGUGGGCCGGGGGGCUGCGCCGAGGGCCGCCACCUGCUCCUCAACGGGGGCUCCCAGAAGCACGUGCAGGGCCAGGGGCGCCGGCCCGCGGACUCCGGGAGGCCGGGCCAGGCCCAGCAGCAGGAGCCCCCACACUCGCCCACCUCCAAGCGGAAGAAGGUGAAGUUCGCCACCUUCCCCUCCUGCCCCACCGAUGGCGGCUGCCCCACCGUGAACUCCAUCCUCGGGGCCAAGGAGGACAUCCCGUGGGUGCACCAGGACGUGGACGCGGGGGCCCCCGAGGAGCUCAGAGACGCCCUGGAGGACUUCCAGGGGAAGGUGUAGGUCCUCCGGCCACGGGCCUGGCCCCGAAGCCUUCCUGCAGGUCCCCAGUGGACAGAGGGCAUCCUGAGAGGCUGAGCGGGAUGGCUGGGCUCCCUAAGGCCCAGUGGGAAGUUCGGAAGCCCAGAAGGACACUUUUGUAUCAAGGGUUUUCUUAGCAGUUGCUGACGGUGGAUUUUGGAAACUCCUCUGGUUCUGGGGCAGGCAGGGUGCAGCCGGAAACGCUGGGAAGGGGUCUUACCAACACACACAAGCUACCAAAAAUUAUUUGUUUAAAAAAAAAGCAAAAAGACAAAUAAAAAGAGACAAAUAAUAAUGUUUAUAUUUCUAAUAAAGGAGCAAAAGACAGAAGGAGGGCCUUCCGCAGGAUGCUCCCAGCUCCGCGGCCGCCUCCGCUUUCCCCAGGACUGUGGCCGGGGCCAGGGAAGAGACGCUUCCCCCAGCAGAGGCGGCCUCGGGGUAGAACUGAGGAACUCUGCGCUUCGGCCGUGGCCGCCUCUUCCUCCUGCACAUUUCCUCUCUGCAUCCAGCUCACUUUUGAUUUAUAUUUAAAGUUGAUUUCUGAGGAUCGAGUGGUAUAUUUUUCCUAAAUGAAAUAUAAAUUAUAUUCUCUUCAUCAGAGGGCUUUUUAGCAACAAUGUCCAGUCCCCCCAAGGCCUCCCGCUGUGACUGUAGUGCUUCUCCUUGUCCUCCGGCUUUGCUGUUGUAUGUUGGGACUUGACAAUUCGAGAAAGCUCUCGACGCCUUCUGUUGGGGGUGGCCGGGAGCUGCCGGUGACCCCACCAGCGACAUCACAGGGUCAAGGCCCGUGGGUGGGUCCUGUUCAGCAGAACAGAGCUCAUCCUGGACGUCCCCCUCCACACAGAGAGCCCUGGGAGGGAGGAGGUGGGGUCAGACCACAGCCACUGCUGAAAAAUGACCCCAGAUGAAAACCGUAUGGGGUGGGGGCUUCCAGCUGUUCCUCCUUUGUCGGGCAGGGUGUACCAGCGUAGACGCAAAAGAUGAAACCUAUGUUAGACGUCCCUCACUGUGUUCUCGAGGAGCAUAACCGUGUAGCCGUGCAUUGCAAAAUGCAUUCAUCCAAAGUGAUAGGCACGUGGCACAGAAGACCUGCACCGGGUAAAGUAACCCCCUUUGAGACUCUCCGAACGGUGGCUGUGGAUGGCGGACGUCCUGACCGAGCUUCACGCUCACAGCAGGGAGAGAGGCUCACAGAGAUACCAGGGAUGGUUGCUGGUGGUUUUUUAUUAUUAUUAUUAUUAUUAUUACUAAAGUCAGUAGCUGAGAAAGGGUCCUGAAGCCUCUUAAGCUUGGUUGGACCUUUUCAAAGUAUAUUUGUAGCACAUAUUAUAGACGGAAAGAAGAUAUUUAUUUAUACCUGUAAUGCCAGUUGUCAUUAAAGUGCUCCCAAUGGCUUGAC